Molecule: messenger RNA, 741 nt
Organism: Humulus lupulus (European hop)
Lineage: Eukaryota; Viridiplantae; Streptophyta; Magnoliopsida; Rosales; Cannabaceae
Product: protein phosphatase 1 regulatory subunit INH3-like
Exons: 2
Coding region: 266-619 (117 amino acids)
Cellular component (GO): nucleus
Molecular function (GO): protein phosphatase 1 binding; protein serine/threonine phosphatase inhibitor activity
Source: RefSeq, a predicted model, not a curated record
AGAUCAUAAGAAAAUGACAAAAAGUCUCUCUGGCCUCACCUAGCAUCUCCCCUACCUCUGAGACGAACCUUUGUACUGGUCUCUCGCCUCUUGCCUGUCCGACCAGCUUCAUUCUCACGGUUAAUUGAUUUUGCUGAAAAUAGAUUCUCAUACGGGUGUCAAUUCCAUAAUUGCAGUUUACAUAAGAUCACAAAGUACAGGAGGAAAGUCCCAUUUUCAAUUCAAAGAAGUAAGAACAGAAGAGACAAAUUUAAUCAUUUCCGUCAUGGCUAGACCUGUGAGCUCCACCACCAGAGCAGCUGUCGGAUCAUCGGCUGCCACAGUUACAACAACUAUUACGCUGGAGAAUCCAGAAGGGUCCACACCAUUUUCUUCUUCUUCUUCUACUACUCAGCCGCAGACUCUAACAAUCUGCCUUAACCGAAAGAAGAAGCAAGUAACUUGGAAAGAGGGGACUGUGGACAAUGAGUUUAUGCAAAAGAAAAGUUCCAAAAAGUGUUGUAUUUUCCACAAGCAGAAGCCGUUUGACGAGGACGACAGCGAUGAAGAAAAUGAAGAUCAUCACCAUGACAACAAUGACAAUAAGGGAUGCUGCUCCAAGGAUCAUGAUCAGUUGUAGUUUUCUUUGAAUUGUAUAUGUAGAAUUAUCUGAAUGAUUAAUUUUUGGGAUUUUGUUUGUAGAUACUUUGAUUUGUACCUGAAAAUAAAUUGACAAAAGAAAGAACACCAGUCAUUGCUCCA